AUGACGAACCCCUACUUACCUCGAGAACCUCGGCAUGAUCCGGCUCCAUUUCUCUCGAUCUUGCCUUCAGACCUGCACUACAUCCUUGGUACGUAUUAUCUGGACUUUGAUACACUCCUUGCGCUGCGACAAACAUGUCGAUCAAUGUACACGGUAUUGACUCCGGACGUCGUCCGGCGCGUGCGGGCACGGCUCAUCCAAAGAUCGCUAGAAAUGGAAAAGGAACAAUUCCGCGCUUACAGAAGCAUCUAUCCUCGGCAGCGCCUCGGCCAUAUCUGGGAUUUACUAUAUGCGGCAUUCGACUUUCGUCUGGUCGAACGUCCUGUGAAGGAACUCACAUGCUACGGAUGCCUCGAGAUCAAACCGUUGUGGUGUUUCGUGGAGAAGAUGAGUAAUCGCGGCACAGGCCUAGGCGCGAAAUUCGCCCAGGACCGAAUGUGCAAGGACUGCAUGCGACAGUACCGAGAUAUUGAGGGCCGGUGGUACAAGGAUAACUGGGUCAAGAAAAGCGACAUGGUACGGAAGUUCAGUAGAGGCCGCCGAGUCCGGCAAUGGAUAUUCGAAGGUCGGCCUCUGGUUAAUCCGGACGAGGAGAUUGGCGUCUGUGCCAACUGUGGCAGCGGAUCCUUUGAGUUGUGGUGGGGAUGUGUGUCAUGUUUCGAGCUGGAGGAGAAACGCCGUCGAGACCUGGACCUUGGGGGGUUGACUCGGUUGCAGCGCAAGAUCUUCGAUGUCGUUGAUUCGUGGCGGGUCCGUAUCGAGAUCAAAGAAAGACAACGCCACGCUGCUGGGUCGAGAAGAAGACGAAAGAGCCUCUCCGUCCCCAACGUUACGUGGACAGGAAGUUUUUCCGACCGCAAGGCUGCGUUGAUCGAGUGGAAGGAGAGCAAGGGUAAGAGCAAAAGCGAGCCUCUCAGCCGCGGUGGCUAUAGCCAUGGAUCUUCUGGAUGCAACGGUUCAAGAACACCACAGCCUGACUUACCAUGGCGAGCCAUCAAUCAGAUUCCUCUGCCCAACAAUCGACGCGAACUUAGGUGUUCAUCGUGUUGGGUCCCCAAUUGUCCGCGUCGGACAUAUAUGCUCGGACUGGCUUAUGAAGGUCCCCUCCCCAUGGAACGAUGGUGUGAGGGCUGUCAACGAGAUUAUGAGGAACGACAUGCGAGGAAAGAAGAGCUUAAGAUGCGGAAAGCCAUGAGAAAUGAUGAGGCAAAUGGUAUCUCCGGCGACGGAUGGCUCGAUGGUCUUGAACUUGGAAGACUUUUUGAUGAUCAAGAGGGUCAAGGAUGA
Capronia coronata CBS 617.96 is the source of this 1287-nucleotide messenger RNA. RefSeq lists its product as uncharacterized. The transcript has a single exon. Bases 1 to 1287 code for a protein of 428 amino acids. The record is from RefSeq and is a predicted model, not a curated record. Lineage: Eukaryota; Fungi; Ascomycota; Eurotiomycetes; Chaetothyriales; Herpotrichiellaceae.